This is a messenger RNA of Anopheles coustani, 715 nucleotides long. RefSeq lists its product as uncharacterized. The record is from RefSeq and is a predicted model, not a curated record. NCBI's taxonomy places the organism in Eukaryota, Metazoa, Arthropoda, Insecta, Diptera, Culicidae. The transcript is spliced from 2 exons. Bases 81 to 641 code for a protein of 186 amino acids.
UACCAUUGUUGAACAUUUAGCAAACUACAGGAUAGAAGUAAAGAUUUAAUCAAAAAUCAAUUGAAACUGAAUCUGAAGCAAUGGCCAGCAACACAGUUAACGAACCGAAAUUUAGGAACAUUGAAUUAAAAGCAAAGCUUGAUGGUCCUGACGGUUACCAGCGUCGUGUUGCAAUUGCAAAAGAACUCACCAAUUCUGAAGGCACCGUAAUUCACCAGAACGAUGUGUUUUUCGUCACUUCUGUCGGGCGACUUAAGCUCCGCUAUUUAACGCAUAAGAAGUCGGAGCUGAUCAGCUACUCCCGGCCCGACGUCCCCGGACCAAAACUCUCAGAGUAUUCCAAAAUGGACAUUGAUGAACCCCACUGCCUGGAGGAAAUUCUUGCGGAAACCAUCGGUGUACGAGGAAGAGUUGUGAAGAGACGGCUACUGUUCCUAUACGGCCAAACGAGAGUGCAUUUAGAUGAGGUGGAACAAUUAGGCAACUACCUAGAGUUCGAGGUGGUUUUAAAGCCCAAUCAAACUAUUGAGGAGGGUCAAGCGAUAGUGGAAGAUUUGAAACGUACGUUCGAGUUAGAUGAUCAUCAACUGAUAACUGGGGCUUACAUAGACCAUAUAGAAAAGAAUAAAGUUGAUUCAUAGGAUAUCCCAGUGAUUUUACAUGUAUACUUAAUCAUUUCUUUCCAAUGAAACGAAAAUAAACGCUUUACAAAAUA